GUUGUGUUUGUGAGGCAUGCUGUUAGUUUGAUUGAGCCAUUCCACAGCGUAUACAUGUCUUCAAAGCAUCGUUUAUACAAUAAAUAUAUAUAAUUUCAGUCAAUUAAAAAAUGCAUAGUGAGAUCACCAUCUCUACAAACUAAUUAAAAAAAAAAAAAAAAGGCUCAACGUGGUGGUACAUGCCUAUAGUCCUCUGCUGUUUGGGAGGCUGAAAUGGGAGGAUUGCCAGAGUCCAGGAGUUUGAGUGCACUAUGAUUGUGCCACAGUACUACAACCUAGGUGACAGAGUGAGAUCCUGUCUAAAAAUAUAAAAUAUAAGCAAAAAAAAAGAAAAAUCAAACUAUAUGAUUUUAAAACUUAGUACAGAACUAGGAUAAUCAAGGCAGUGGUAUUGGCAAAGGCAUAGACAUAUAGAUCAAAUGAAAUAAAAUAGUUUUUGGACAUAGGCUAACCCAUACAAAGAAGGCCAAUAAAAUCUACAAAGUUGCAAAGGCCAUUCAGUGGAAAAUGAACAGUCUUGGUGUUGGAACUAUUGGGCAUCCUUAUAAAAAAAUAAUGAACCUCUGCCUAAACCACACACAUACAAAAAUUUACUUAAUGUGUAUCACUCAUCUGAAUGUGAGAGAUAAAGCUGUAAAACUUAUAGAAGAAAACAUGGAGAAGAUCUUUGUAACUUGAGUUUAGGCAAGAAGCUUGUCAGAUGACAACAAAAGCAUGAUUCAUAAAAUAAAAAGAUUGAUAAUUUGGAUUUCAUUAGGUUAAAAACUUUGCUUGCAAAAGACAUUAUGAAGAAAAUGAAAGACAAGUUACAAGGUGGAAGAAAAAUAUUUGCAAAUCACCUGUAAAGGACUUAUUUUCAGAAUACAUAAAGCACUCUGAAAACUCAACAAUAAGAUAACAGUUUAAUUAAAAAUAUUUAAUAAGCUUUUACAGGUACUUAAAAGAAGAAAUAGAGUGUAAAAUGAGUUCAUGAGAUGUUUAACAUAACUAAACAUUAGGAGAAUGCACAGUGAGAUACCACUGCACACCAUUAGAAUGGCUUAAACUGUGCUUCUGACUGACUGGCUGCUGAUUGGGGCUCCCUUGAUCCCCCCCUCCGCCUUGGGUUUGAUUAAUGUGCUAGAAUGACUCACAGAACUCAGGGAAAUAUGUUUACAUAUUGCAAAGGAUACAGAUGAACAGCUGGAUGAAGAGAUGGAUAAGGGGAAAGACCAUGUUUGUAGAUUUAUUGGCUGUGGGAGGAAUGAUCGAUUCAACUAUGUGGUCAUGCAGUUGCAGGGUCGUAAUCUGGCAGAUCUUCGCCGUAGUCAGUCCCGAGGCACAUUCACCAUCAGUACUACUCUCCGGCUGGGUAGACAGAUUUUGGAGUCUAUAGAAAGCAUUCAUUCUGUGGGUUUCUUGCACCGAGACAUCAAACCGUCGAACUUCGCUAUGGGUCGCUUUCCUAGUACAUGUAGGAAAUGUUACAUGCUUGAUUUUGGCUUGGCUCGACAAUUUACCAAUUCCUGUGGUGACGUCAGACCACCUCGAGCUGUGGCAGGGUUUCGAGGGACAGUUCGUUAUGCAUCAAUCAACGCUCAUCGGAACAGGGAAAUGGGAAGACAUGAUGACCUUUGGUCCUUAUUCUACAUGUUGGUGGAAUUUGUGGUUGGUCAGCUGCCUUGGAGAAAAAUAAAGGAUAAGGAGCAAGUAGGCUCUAUUAAGGAGAGAUAUGACCACAGGCUCAUGUUGAAACAUCUCCCUCCAGAAUUCAGCAUCUUUCUAGACCAUAUCUCUUCUUUGGAUUAUUUUACAAAACCAGACUACCAGCUUCUUACAUCCGUGUUUGACAAUAGCAUCAAGACUUUUGGAGUAAUUGAGAGUGAUCCUUUUGACUGGGAGAAGACUGGAACUGAUGGCUCCCUAACAACCAUCACUACUUCUACCACCCCUCAGUUGCACACUCGCUUGACCCCUGCUGCAAUUGGAAUUGCCAAUGCCACUCCCAUCCCAGGAGACUUGCUUCGAGAAAAUACAGAUGAGGUAUUUCCAGAUGAACAGCUUAGUGAUGGAGAAAAUGGCAUCCCUGUUUGUGUGUCACCAGAUAAAUUGCCUGGAUCUCUGGGACAGCCUCGUCCCCAGGAGAAGGAUGUUUGGGAAGAGAUGGAUGCCAACAAAAACAAGAUAAAGUUUGGAAUUUGUAAGGCUGCUACUGAAGAGGAGAACAGCCAUGGCCAAGCAAAUGGUCUUCUCAAUGCUCCUAGCCUUGGGUCACCAAUUCGUGUCCGCUCAGAGAUUACUCAGCCAGACAGAGAUAUUCCAUUGGUGCGAAAGUUACGUUCCAUCCACAGCUUUGAGCUGGAAAAACGUCUGACCCUGGAGCCAAAGCCAGACACUGACAAGUUCCUUGAGACCUGCCUGGAGAAAAUGCAGAAAGAUACCAGUGCAGCAAAAGAAUCUAUUCUCCCUGCUCUGCUUCAUAAGCCUUGCAUUCCUGCUGUGUCCCGUACUGACCAUAUCUGGCACUAUGAUGAAGAAUAUCUUCCAGAUGCCUCCAAGCCUGCUUCUGCCAACACCCCUGAGCAGGGAGAUGGUGGUGGCAGCAAUGGAUUUAUAGCGGUUAACCUGAGCUCUUGCAAGCAGGAGAUUGAUUCCAAAGAAUGGGUGAUUGUGGACAAGGAGCAGGACCUUCAAGAUUUUAGGACAAAUGAGGUUGUAGGACAUAAAACAACUGGAAGUCCUUCUGAUGAGGAGCCUGAAGUGCUUCAAGUCCUGGAGGCAUCACCUCAAGAUGAAAAGCUCCAAUUAGGUCCUUGGGCAGAAAAUGAUCAUUUAAAGAAGGAAACCUCAGGUGUGGUCUUAGCACUUUCUGCAGAGGGUCCUCCCACUGCUGCUUUGGAACAAUAUACAGAUAGACUGGAACUCCAGCCUGGAGCUGCUAGUCAGUUUAUUGCAGCGACACCCACAAGUCUAAUGGAGGCGCAGGCAGAAGGACCCCUUACAGCGAUUACAAUUCCUAGACCUUCUGUGGCAUCUACGCAGUCAACUUCAGGAAGCUUUCACUAUGGUCAGCAGCCAGAGAAGAAAGAUCUUCAGCCCAUGGAGCCCACUGUGGAACUUUACUCUCCAAGGGAAAACUUCUCUGGCUUGGUUGUGACAGAGGGUGAACCUCCUAGUGGAGGAAGCAGAACAGAUUUGGGGCUUCAGAUAGAUCACGUUGGUCAUGACAUGUUACCCAACUUUAGAGAAAGUAACCAAUCUCAAGCUCUGGGACCAAAAGAACUUCCUGAUCAUAACAGACUGGUUGUGGGAGAAUUUGAAAAUCUCCCUGGGGAAAAUGAAGAGAAAAGCAUCCUUUUAGAGUCAGAUAAUGAAGAUGAGAAGUUAAGUAGAGGGCAGCAUUGUGUUGAGCUCUCCUCUCUCCCAGAUUUGUUAAUGGUGGAAAAGGAUCACUCAGCUACUACUGAACCUCUUGAUGUGACAAAAACACAGAAUUUUAGUGUGGUGCCAAAUCAAGACAAAAAUAAGGAGGUAAUGAAGCUUCUGACAGUUGGAACUUCAGAAAUUUCUCCCAGAGACAUUGACCCACAUGUUGAAGGUCAGAUAGGCCAGGUGGCAGAAAUGCAAAAAAGUAAGAUAUCUAAGGAUGAUGACAUCAUGAGUGAAGACUUGCCAGGUCAUCAAGGAGACCUCUCUACUUUUUUGCACCAAGAGGGUAAGAGAGAGAAAAUUGCCCCUAGAAAUGGAGAACUGUUUCAUUGUGUUUCAGAGAAUGAACAUGGCGCCCCAACCCGGAAGGAUAUGGUUAGGUCAUCCUUUGUAACUAGACACAGCCGAAUCCCUGUUUUAGCACAAGAGAUAGACUCAACUUUGGAAUCAUCCUUUCCAGUCUCUGCAAAAGAAAAGCUCCUCCAAAAGAAAGCUUAUCAGCCAGACCUAGUCAAGCUUCUGGUGGAAAAAAGACAAUUCAAGUCCUUCCUUGGCGACCUCUCAAGUGCCUCUGAUAAAUUGCUAGAAGAGAAACUAGCUACUGUUCCUGCUUCCUUUUGUGAGGAGGAAGUUCUCACUCCCUUUUCAAGACUGACAGUAGAUUCUCACCUGAGUAGGUCAGCUGAAGAUAGCUUUCUGUCACCUAUCAUCUCCCAGUCUAGAAAGAGCAAAAUUCCAAGGCCAGUUUCAUGGGUCAACACAGAUCAAGUCAAUAGCUCAACUUCAUCUCAGUUCUUUCCUCGGCCACCACCAGGAAAGCCACCCAUGAGGCCUGGAGUAGAAGCCAGGUUACGCAGAUAUAAAGUCCUAGGGAGUAGUAACUCUGACUCAGACCUUUUCUCCCGCCUGGCCCAAAUUCUUCAAAAUGGAUCUCAGAAACCCCGGAGCACUACUCAGUGCAAGAGUCCAGGAUCUCCUCACAACCCCAAAACACCACCCAAGAGUCCAGUUGUCCCUCGCAGGAGUCCCAGUGCCUCUCCUCGAAGCUCAUCCUUGCCUCGCACGUCUAGUUCCUCACCAUCUAGGGCUGGACGGCCCCACCAUGACCAGAGGAGUUCAUCCCCACAUCUGGGGAGAAGCAAGUCACCUCCCAGCCACUCAGGAUCUUCAUCCUCCAGGAGGUCCUGCCAACAGGAGCAUUGCAAACCCAGCAAGAAUGGCCUGAAAGGAUCUGGCAGCCUCCACCACCACUCAGCCAACACUAAAACCACCCCAGGGAAAAGUAAGCCAGCCAGUAAACUCAGCAGAUAGGAGCCAGGCUGCAUCUCUUUGAAAGGUGUGAGAUCUUCCUCCUAACCCUGAUGCAUGUGUGUCCCUGUACUGUCUGUUUAAAAAAAUCAGUGUUGAUCUUCUCUUGCAAAAGAAAGUAACAUGAUCAUUAUUUAUAAGAAGACAUAAAUACAUGAUAAGGAAUUACCUAAGGCAGGCAGCAAGCAGAUCAGGAAUCAAUGUCUUUGUACAAAAAAUAGAGCAAAAAUCCAAGGGGGAGAAACUCAUUAAAAUGAGCUCUCAUUUUUAAGCUGCCUUUGAAACAAAAGAGUUGAGGACAGGAGACAGAAUGGAAUUUUAGGGAGUUUGCCUGAUUUAUUUAAGCUUCACCUCAAAGAUUAAAUAGCAAAAGUGAAACUUCUUGUUUGAUAUUUUCAUUCAAAACUUUCCCACCCUGCAGAGUCAUUGAUCAGAUACUGUAUUAUGUAAGAAGUCUGUUGCCAGGGAGCCAGUACCGUAUAUUUGGCAUGUGUGUUUAUUUUGUGUAUUGAGAAUGAGCACCUUUACUUUGCCUCAUUUCUAGUACCCUCCCUGGACUUCAGAUUUUUUUUAAGUUUAGUAUGUCUUAUUUGAUUCAGUCUUUCUGCUUUUAUUUUAUGGUCCUAAUUGUACUUUCAAAUCCAAUUCCUUUUUUUUAGUUCCCUGAUUUUUUUUUUAGAGCAACAGUUCUUAACUUACUAUGUUUUUAUUAUGAAAAAUAAGAAACUUAGGUAAAGGAAAGAAAAGUCUAACUAGAGCUACUUUGCAGGAUUUAGUGUUUAGGGAGAGAAAGAAAAUGUGGGGGAAUAGCCUUCAAGAUAGAAGAACCCCCUUCCUCCCUGUUAAGUGUCCUCCUUUAGAAACUUGAGUAGAAAGAAAACUGACCAGAGUAGACUGCUUCCUUAAGUCUUCUGAGUUCCAGCUGUUUCUAAUAUCAGCCUCCAAGAUGAUACUAGGGAAGCACAAUGCUUUGGAAUAUGACUUGAGAUUUAGAAAUAAAUUAGAUGUAUUACUGAGGCUUAGAAUCCUCAAACUUUGUAUUUUAUACAUUUAGCCAAUAAGGAAUUAAUAUCUGGGGAAAUAAAUUUAGGCUAAAUAUUUCUCUUUUAAUGUUUUAUUACCUGCUUCUCCUGUGUUUUAGUUCAAUAUUUGGGCUUCUUGGCCUGAUUUUCAUAUAAUCUCAAUUUAUGAAGCUGUAAAGACGAAGAUACUUGUUCUAAUCUCACUCUUCUAACAGGAAUCAGGCAAAAUGAAAGUAUACCAGACAUUUUAAAUGGGCUCUUUUAUACUCUCUAGGUGUUUUGUGUUGUAAAAGGUCAGGUAAAUUGGUCUGCUUGUUGUAGAAAUUUGCCUUCUAGCAAACAUCUGUGCUUUGUUUGACCUUGUAUUUGCUGCCAAACCCGAUAUGGUUGAAUUGGGAAACAAACAAAAAAAGAAAUACAUUUCCUCCCCCCAAGUGAACAUCUUCUAAUGCUGCAUCAAAGCUGCCCUGAAGCUGCACUGAACUUCUCUUGUUCUCUUUAUCUGUGUUGAGCUUUUUAAAAAAACAAACUCAAAACACUACUGAGGCAUAUAACGUCUCUUAAAAGAAAUGUAGCAUAGUAUGGAAUCUUAAUUUCUCUCCAGUUUCAAACACUACAGAGGGAUGCAAUAGAUAAGACAUAUUUGCUGUUUAUCUGAAGCAACUGUAAUAUUGGAAGACCAAUCCUUCUGUAUUAUAUUGUAUAAUAGUUGCUGUAACACUACUUGCAUGUCUUCAUGAUAAAUUAUAUAAAUAUUUAUAAAUAUAUAGAGAGACAUAUGCUUAUAUAGACUCAUUCUUUCUCAUUCUCCAUUUGUAAUUUAAAGAUCACAGAUGCUGAAAUUCCUUUUCUAUUGUGUGCCUCAUGUACACUUGGGCCUUGCCUAUCUUCAUUUUCUGAAAAUAUGUUCUUGGCAUGUGACACCUCAGAGUCUUCUUGCCUUCCCUAUGUACAAUCCAAGGAUUGGCAGUCUUUAACAAGCCAAGAUAGGUUAUUUAAUUUUCAUUUUAAAAAUAUUUUGUAAUAGGGAAAAAAUUAUGGGGACAUGCUUGUGUACUGGUUCAAAGAUUUGUCAUGUUAAUCACAUAUUUCUCUCCUUAUAGUAAGAGUGGAUAAACUGGAUGAUAAUGAUGAGUCUGACAGAUUUUUAAAACAUCUCUUAAACAUUGCCAUUCUUUGCUUAUAUCCAUUACUGGAGAUAGUAAAAAAAAAAAAAAAAAAAAAAUUGCCAUUCUACUUUGCUCUUUUCAUCUCACUUUUUUGGCAGGAGGGUUGGGGGAUAAUGAAGAAAUUAUACUUUUUCUGUUGCAUUAGCAAAAUUGUGCUAAAAGUAGCUAGCUUUAAAUCCCAACCCCUUUAGUCAGAAAUAUGGUAGUAGUAAUCAUUGGAAAAGCUGAUGAGGCUGUGACUGUGGUACAUGUAUGUGAUUUUAUUUCUUAUUGGCAUUUCUCUGCUGGCAGUUGAAACUGACAGUGAGAAUGUAGCAACUGAAUUUUUUCUCUCUUUCUUGAUUCCUUCCAUUUUUUCCCAACCUUUCCAGUGUGUUGCCCCCUUUUCUAAAUGGUGUGGACAAACUCAUCAGGAUCCAGAGAUAAACAGUCUCAUCAUGCAAGAAUAUUUUAUACUGCAUGUAGAGCAAAGAGUUAACCAAAGAUGUUUCUGCUCUGAUACUUUCAAAAGAAAACAGACUAAUUGUAUCAUAGGUAGUAUCAAUAGGCCUGCUUAUAAGUACUGUCCUAUGUAGAGAUUUACUUUUUGGUUUUUACAAGCAUAGUUUGUGCUUUUAGAUGUUAGAUGUCUCUCAGGCGAAAAACAGAAGUUGACAGCCCUGAGCAAGCAUUUGUGACACAGGGAUUUCUAUUUUUGUUUUAAAGUAUGAUACAGAGAAUGGAGUUUUGUGGUCGAUUUGGUUUGGUUGUGUUUUUUAGUUCUUUAUUUUUUAUUUGGGGUCUUUCUUAGUGAUGGCAUAUUUCAGGUUUCAGUGACAUAGAUCAAGUAAUUUUAAACCAGUUUGGUUUUUCUACCUAAGAUGAGGGAUAUGGCUAUUAAGGUGAGGCCAAACUAUACUAAAAGUAGUAUAGGGUAGAGUUAAAAUUACCUUUUGAAAAUCAGGUAUUACCUGGUUUCUUCUGUCACAGCAGAAUAGCUGGUUACCUAGAGUCAGUCACAGUUGCCCUCACCCUCCCUCGUCUAGUCCCUGGAAGUACUUGAGUUGAACAGAAGGUAGAAAUAGCAAUAGCUCAAUCAUUUUACGUAGCACUUCUCCUGAAUUCUUCUACCAAGUCCCCAGGGUCUGUGGAUUGGUUGAAACAGUAAAAUCAUACAUAGUGAUUUCUUGCACAGCAUAGAGGCAUUUAAUUUUAGUGUGUAGUGAACAGAGAAGGAAAACUGGGUCAUAUAAAAUUUAACCUUAAAACACAGAUUAUACAUAUCUUUGAAUGUUAAACCCUAGGCAGACAGGCACUCCUAUUCUUAACUCUGGUAUGCAAGCUGGCCUUGCUGACAAUGGCAUCAUUACAGUUACUGUUUUUUAAGUGCAUAUUGUGAUGUGAAUAUUUUUUGUAAAAGUUGCCAAGUUAAUUGACUACUAAAUAAGUAGCAAAAUGGUAUCUGAGACCCACUGUAGUCAUUACUCACUUUAUGUUAUUUGCUUUCAAAUACUAAAAUCUCAGCUGCUAAUUCAGCUUUCAAGAUGUGCAGUAUCUCCUUCUCUUAGCUCCUAGCCAUGUUGGGAACUUGAGGUUCUUCAGUGUCAUCAGAGAUUCCUUCCAGGCCACAUAUUUUAUGCUAAUAUUUCCAUAGUUGCAUUCAAUCUAUAAGGAAAAAGUGUACAUUGGUGCAUGUUUUAUAAACCCAGACACACAGAUAGCUAAAACCAUAAUUUUUCUAUACUCGAGAGCUUUGAAUUAAAAACAGAUGCUUUUUUUCCCCAAGAGCAGACAAUUCUACAUUCCUAACAUAACAUUAGGAAUUGGUGAUAGGAGAAGCAAGAUCCAGAAUGCAGAACGAUUUAGUGAGACUUAGGAAAAAAACGCAUUUUCCCCCGGUUGUUGGAACAUUUAUUUAUUUGUAGGUAAGUCUAGAUUUAGUCUUGAAGAUCAAAGUUUUUUUGUAUUUAAAAACUUCUUUCAUUCCUUUAUAUUGAUAAAAAUAUGGCCUAUGUUAGAGAACCAUUUUUUCUGUCAUGUUUAUGUAUUUUGGAAUUAAGUUGUUUACAUUCACUUUGAAAAUUUGCCCAUUUUUGUUUAUGUGCACUUGCCACAGAUGUGUCCGGACUUUGCCUAAGGGGAGAGAUACUUUAGCACCUGUGUAACCUGAGGAGAUGGAGUGCUUGAUGAGUACUCUUGCGCUGUGUAACUUGGGGUUUCAUUCUGUAGACAAUAUGUUAGCAGAAUAACUACUUCUCGAUGAUACCACACAAAAGUAUUACAGGAUUAAGGCAUGUAACUUCUAUGGUAGUCCUUAUGUAUCAGUAUAUAACCAAGUUCAGAAACCACAGGUGCAUUUUUAGACCUUUACUUAGAGAACUAAAGGCAGUUCCAAGCAUCAGCUCAUAUGGGGGGAUUAAUGCAUGAAAACCCUAAGAGGGUGUGUCGGGACAUCAUACUUCCCUGUCCUCACCCAGUAAAACUCUGGUGUGUGUCUUGAGGAUAAGGAAGUAGAGUGGAAACUCAUCAUAUCAUUGAGUAUAUUCUCAGUAUUUUGGCCUUCCCUCUGGAAUUAAGAGGAAUUUAGCAAAGUUUCAGAAACCUUCAGAAUCCAUUGCCCAACACUACCAGAAAAACUGUAGGAGGCACAUGGGGAAUUCCUAUAGUUCUUAGGUACGUUCAAGACACGGGACAAGGAUCCCUAUCCACAGAAAGGGGAAUCUGGACGCUGCACACCUCACUCUCUGAAAAAUCCCUGGCUGAACAUGGAAUUAUGACAGUAAAGUUUUGGCCCUUUAGUUUGCUAGAACAGCUCACAGAAAUUUUAAAAAGUAAAACAAAAAUAAAGUGCAUGCCCAUUAAGCCGUCUUCUAAUUCAGUUGUGAUUAUCUGCUCCUUCUUUAAAAAAUGUGUAAGCUUGAUGUUUAUUCCCUUUCAGCAAAUUUGGAUCAGAAAAUUAAAGUAUGUGACAAGAUCAGGUCACCUUGAAUUUCCAUACAAUCUCAAGACAUUGAAUAGAAAAAAAAA
Messenger RNA from Sapajus apella (tufted capuchin), 9913 nucleotides. It is a transcript of the gene TTBK2, whose product is annotated as tau tubulin kinase 2. Lineage: Eukaryota; Metazoa; Chordata; Mammalia; Primates; Cebidae. Gene Ontology annotation, biological process: cilium assembly; signal transduction; peptidyl-serine phosphorylation. The record is from RefSeq and is a predicted model, not a curated record. Gene Ontology annotation, molecular function: protein serine/threonine kinase activity; ATP binding. The coding region runs from base 1195 to 4719 and encodes 1174 amino acids. Gene Ontology annotation, cellular component: cytoplasm; nucleus; ciliary basal body. The transcript is spliced from 13 exons.